AUGGACAAGGAGGGUCGUGGUACUGUCGACUUCGAUGUCCUGAAGACCGCCAUGAUGGCCUUGAGGAUGCACCCCAAGGACAGUGAGAUCCGCAACAUGAUCAAGGAGGCCGACGUCUCCAAGACCGGAACGAUCGACUUGACUGAGUUCGUUGGUGUUCUGACCAGAAAACUGGGCAAGAUGGAUAACGAGGACGCCAUCCUCAAGGCCUUCAACACUUUCGAUCUCAAUGACACGGGAGUGCUCAAUGUCGAGGAUAUCCGCACUGCGCUCACCACUCUCGGCGACAAGCUCACCGACAAGGAGCUGAGGGAGAUGUUCGCCACCGGCGCCGACUCCUCGGGCAACUUCGAGUACGAGAAGUUCGUCCGGGUCAUGGUCGGUAAGAGCAGCAACUGA
Messenger RNA from Acanthamoeba castellanii str. Neff, 399 nucleotides. RefSeq lists its product as uncharacterized. Gene Ontology annotation, cellular component: cytoplasm. The coding region runs from base 1 to 399 and encodes 132 amino acids. Gene Ontology annotation, molecular function: calcium ion binding. The record is from RefSeq and is a predicted model, not a curated record. The transcript has 4 exons. NCBI's taxonomy places the organism in Eukaryota, Discosea, Longamoebia, Acanthamoebidae.